Messenger RNA from Mya arenaria, 3426 nucleotides. Its product is annotated as zwei Ig domain protein zig-8-like. Gene Ontology annotation, biological process: synapse organization. The transcript has 9 exons. Gene Ontology annotation, cellular component: neuron projection membrane. Bases 886 to 1845 code for a protein of 319 amino acids. NCBI's taxonomy places the organism in Eukaryota, Metazoa, Mollusca, Bivalvia, Myida, Myidae. The record is from RefSeq and is a predicted model, not a curated record.
UACCGUAGACUAACAAAACUAACCCACAUCCUAAUUAAAUAUGGGAUGCUAGAAAAACAAAGUGUAUUUAGUCUUCGUCGGAGAUAGUUUGACAUGAUAGACAUUAUCGACAUUGGUUUAACGCAGGUGCCUUCGCUUGGAUCGCGAUCAGAAUCUGCUAUAUGAAGUCAACAAUGCGGGCGUUUUGAGCGAACAGGAAACGAUACCAACCGAGGACGGUAAAAGCAAGUCAAUUACACAUCGGCCGUUGGAUAAAGACGUCGCCUGUAAAGGGAAUAUUCAGAUUUCCAUCAAGCGUUCUGCAAGACGUGGUUGUGGUUAUGUUACUUAAUUGUUCUGCACGAAGAACAUACUCGUAGUGAUAAAUAAAAUGCAACGCGUGUUUAAACCUUUUAUGUUCACUUCUACUUUUUAUUUAUAAAAUCUAUAUAUUAUAUUUUUUUCAAAAGUACUGUGUUUAAGUGCAGAAGUGCUAAAAGCAGGAUUGAUCAUAGCUUUCAAGACAGAGACAUAAUCACGGCAGUUGGGAUUUUACUAACCAAGAGGAAUGGUAUAACUGUUAAUUCUGCAAAAGUUUCGCUAAUAUCCGGGAUAGCGGAAGAUAAGACCAAGCUCCAUCUCAGUAUGUUGAUAAAAGUAUUAGGAUAUAAUCUGCUGGACGAAUUGUGAAUCGCUUUUGUGAAACAGACGACUUCUGUCGGUAACUUGAUGCAGAAACCAGGUCCUUGAAUAGGACUCACAAUAACACGAUCACAAACAUUGGCAGUAAUUUAAAAAAAUAAUAAUAUGGCGGACAUGGAGUUCGGGAAUGGAUGACAAUUCAUUGGAGGAUUAUAAUGCAUUGUAUCAUCAUGUGAUGAAGAUUGUGACUAGAAUCAAGUUGAAAUGACAUGUACACCAUAUUGGAUAUUUAAACCGGGAUAUGGUGUGUGGAAUACGAGUUACAAUGGAACAAUGACGAGAUUCGUGAGGACAGUAAUAACUCUACUUCUGUUGUUACUCGGAACGGCCAUGCUAGCUAAAGGCGGGAGGGUGAAGGACUUCCGGUACUCGACACCUGCUCCACGCUUCCUGCAGACAGAGGACACCUACACGUACCACAAAGGCGAGCGAGCCAUCCUGUACUGCUCCGUCAAAUACCUGGGCACAAAAACGGUAAGCUGGAGACGCGCCAACGAAAGCUACUUCUUAACAAUUGGUACCCUGCCUAUGACGAGCGACCCUAGGUUCGAGGUCGCUCACAUCGAGGAUUCCCCCGACUGGAAUAUGAUGAUAUCCAACGUAACGACCACGGACAGCGGAAUGUACGAGUGUCAGAUAAGCUCCCGGGACAGAUACCUCCGCAAGGAAGUCUUUCUCCAUGUAAAAGACGAGUUCUCUUACGCGGAACCUCGUAUAACAAUAACAGGAUCACUUCAUCCCGACAGAGGAACGCAACUGUUAUUAAUGUGCAAUGCGUCAGGGGCAAUAACACCUCCUGAGUCAAUUGACUGGUUCAAAGACGGGAUAAAAAUUGUUCCAGACGGACAGAAAAAGGUGGAAAUGCGUAAAAAGCUUUCAAUAAAUUCUCGGACUAUUACGAGUAUUCUGACCAAAUCCUCGACGGAGAUGACCGAUACUGGAACAUACUCGUGUAGGACUUCGGACUUACAGGUUACCAGCGUCAAAGUCAACGUUUUAAAUACCAAUAAAAAGUCUCAGAAAAGAGAACCAGACGACGGUAAGGCCAGUUACACACUUGAUUCCGGCUCAUCUGCAAGUCAAAUGUCGACCUCUCUCAUAUUGGUAUCGUUUUGUCUGACACUGGUGGCAUUUGUCCGAAACGCUGCAUUGGACACCUAUUGAUGUUUACGAGAACCGUAGCGUUACAGUAGACUAAAACUGGAAGAACUAAUGUUAUAUGCCGUCGUUUUCUCUGUCAAAGUGGUUAUAGUGAACAAGUUCGCAUUGAUGAGUUUCAUGGCAAAUAAAGUUUGUUGGCAUAACUUUUAGAGAUGACAUGAUUGUUAGUUAUGUCAUAAUACCAUAUGUUUGAUAUUUGACCAGCGCAUUGGAUACACGUACUUUGUCGUUGCAAGUAUUAACUCUAGUGUUUGUUUUUCAAAAGUCGGGACACUUAUGAUACUAUUUUAAAUUUAAUCAGAAAUGUACUGUGCACAUAGCUUUAGUGACCAUACAUUGCAACAAUUAAGUGAAAGUUCAUGUUCAUCGGGUUUGCUUAUUAUAAAAACAUUAACUAUGAAAGAUUGUGUCUAUUUUUUAAAAAGAAAAUUCUUAGAAGCAUUUACGAUAUUAUCACUUCCAUCCUUUUUUAUGAAGUUGGUUGUUCUUUUUUUAAAUGAACAUAAACCUUGUUUAUUUUUUUAGUUACUACGGGUAUAUAACUAAUAUAUCUUUUUAACAGCUGCAAUACUAUCCAUUAGGCUACCUGUGUACAACUUAAAAACGCUUGAUCAAAGGGCGACUUCAAAAUGUCAAAUUUGGACAGUUGCAUAGUAUAACUUGUUUCAGUAUCUUUUAUUGAAUUAUUUUGAAAUGAUAAAUGUUUCAAAUCGGUAUAGUCCGUUGUGCAAAUGGAAGUUUUAAUGUUCAUUGUAGUACGUUAUUAAUCACUUAUAUAUGUUAGGCCUUCUCCUAGCUCUUGUUUACACUAAAACCAAUGUUGUUAACAAAGAAGAAAACAAUUUGAAUAUCAGCUAUUGUUCUGUGAAUGGAAACAAAAGUUUCUUUUCAUUCGUAUUGUAAUUUCGAGAUAUAAAAUUGGUUCUCUCCUUCUUUUACAAACAUUUCUUUAUUAUUUCUAAUAAAUAAUGGUCAUUUGACAGUUCACAAACAUUACUUUAUAGUCACAUUUUGUUUUGUUUCUACGAUACGGGUAAAUAUUGUAGUGCGUUUUGUUUCACAGAGGAGUUGUAUAUCAAAGUUUAAACUCUCGAAAUGGUCACUCAGUUGGCAUAUUGAUACUAACGGAACUUGUCAUUGACAAAAUCCUUUGACAGCAACAGCUUGUAGAUAAUGAGAGAUUCAACAUCUAACUGCUGGAAUCUUACGGAAUCAAAGUGUAUCAAUAAGACAACUUUCGGGUGUUGAAAGAUGUGUUCUUAGAAGAUGUAAUCGCACACAGAAUUUGAUGUAUUAGUCUUAUAUUAAUACACAUAAUGCUUCAUUGUUUACUCCCGACCAACUCAAACAUCACAUUUACAUCAGGUCAGACUUGAAUGAAUUCAAAUAUAUUUACAAACAUACGUUAAAGAUAAUGAAAUGAUUAAAAUUGUUCCUGUACUUCAAGCAUCAGGUUUAAGUGAUCAUGUUGUAACAGGUGUAGAACAAGUUUAUCACAAACUCACUGGCUUUAUAUGUUAACUCAUAUGUUCAUUCCAUUAUUAUUUUGUGAAUGGUUAAUUUGAUUAAUAAAAAUAAAUUAAA